Molecule: messenger RNA, 474 nt
Organism: Nannizzia gypsea CBS 118893
Lineage: Eukaryota; Fungi; Ascomycota; Eurotiomycetes; Onygenales; Arthrodermataceae
Exons: 1
Coding region: 1-474 (157 amino acids)
Source: RefSeq, a predicted model, not a curated record
AUGGGCCAGAGACACAACCGCCGCCGGACAAGGCCUCGCUCUCGACGACGGAUGAACAACAAGAACAACAACAACGCUGCCUCGCGGCUUCUGCAGGCCGUGCCUCCCCAGCCGGAGGUAUACGGCUCCUCACACUUUGCUACCGUCUCGCUCCCUCCGCCACCUGGCUGCUCCCCCAGUGCUCGCAACCACUGCCAUGGCCGUGCGCCCUCAGCCCAACUCUGGCAUAAUCGGUACAUGGCAUGGCAUGGUCGGGGCUCAGGGGCAUCCUCUCCCAUCUCACAGCAGCAGCAGCAACAGCAUCAACUACAUCAGUAUCAGCAUCUGUACCAGCAACUGCAUGAGCAACGUCAAGAAGCGAGUGCUAAGCUAGAGGCAGAUCAGUGUCGGCUGUUUGGCGGCGUGCCCGGAGACGACGUGGCUUUGUGUUUUCGCAUGCUGGAGUUCUUUGGCGGUCUUGAUUAUAUCGAGUGA